Spodoptera litura is the source of this 1931-nucleotide messenger RNA. RefSeq names its product Synaptosomal-associated protein 29kDa (gene Snap29). The record is from RefSeq and is a predicted model, not a curated record. NCBI's taxonomy places the organism in Eukaryota, Metazoa, Arthropoda, Insecta, Lepidoptera, Noctuidae. Gene Ontology annotation, cellular component: plasma membrane; SNARE complex. Gene Ontology annotation, biological process: synaptic vesicle fusion to presynaptic active zone membrane; exocytosis; synaptic vesicle priming. Gene Ontology annotation, molecular function: syntaxin binding; SNAP receptor activity.
GGUGGUUGUCAAUUUAUCAUAAUCUAUGGUACGUCACGUCAUCUCGCGAUUAUGUCGUAUUAAUGUUAUUCUAUUCUAAUUAGUUAAAUAAUUUAAAUACCUCCAGUAUAAAGAAUUUAUAUUAAUUUGUGUCGAGCGCAUGUUUGCGUAUUAAAGUGUUAGAAGUGAAGUGAAUUUUAAAUAAGCAAUCGAAUAAAAAACGUCUACAAAAAUGUCUCGUCCAGGCCCUACUUACGUGAACCCUAACAAAUUGUUCGAGGAUGACGAUGUUGACGAUGACACAUUCGUUAACAGUUUUAGAUCAAGAAUUCCACCUCCACAACAAAGUAGACCAGCACCUUCUGCAUACGGAAGUCAAAUUUCAGCUUUAGAACAACAAAGACAAGCUAUGUUACAAAGACAAAGAGAAAUCGAACAACGAACAUUGGAUUCAUCCUCGCGCAGCAUAGGCCUGUUGCGCGAGUCCGAACAAAUUGGAAUCGCUACCGCUGAAGAACUCAGCCGCCAGCGAGAGCAACUACAAAAUACGAACAGCCGUCUCGACGAAAUUAAUACAAAUUUAAACCACAGUCAAAAGCAUCUAAAUGGUAUUAAAUCAGUUUUCCACAGUUUCAGGAAUUACUUAUCUGGUAAACCGGAUCAAACACCUAGGCCUUCCCCAAGCACUAGGAAUGCAGGACCUAGCAGCAAACUGAAUGAUACAAUAGAUAAUCUGACGACACAAGCCACUGGUGAUGACCACUUCCGAUCACAUCCGGCCACAAGGUUGCGUGAAUUAGAUGGCAGUGCUCAGAUGAGUGCGCCUAUAAGUGACAGCCAGCGUUUCAACCAGGUUCUGGAUGCUAACCUAGAUGAAAUGGUACACACCAUAUCCAGACUUAAAGGCCUUGGAAUUGCUCUUGGUGAAGAAAUUGAACAGCAAAAUGACCUCAUAGACACAAUCCAAGAUAAAGUUGAAGAUGCUGAUAUUAAGAUGAGCAAGCAAAACAAACUGAUGAAUAAAAUACUUGGUAAAUAAUAGUCCACAUUCCUUUUUUUGUUAAUAUUGAACUAAAUGCACCAACUGAAAAUUUCAGUCGAAGUUAUCUCAUGGAGGGAUGCUCAAGUGCAAUAUUGAAUAGUAUUAGCAUAGCCCCAUAUUUGUAUAAAGUAUGAACUGAUCUUUGGAAAUGUAUUGCAUAUUAUACAUUUGUCUAUAAGUAUAACAUUUCCAAUUGGAAACACUAGCUCAUAAUAAUAAUAUGUAAACACAAUUAUUUAUGAAGUGUUGGUAUAUUAUAGUGCUAAUGUAUUCUUAUAAACAAACAUGUGCAUAAAAUUUUGCAGUUGCCUAGUUAUUAUUAACAAUAAGAGAAUAGAAAACAAAUCAUUUAGAUUUUAUCCUGUUAUAUUUUAUGCAAUAAAUAGGCACUUGGUUACUGUUAGUUAAAUGACUGGGAAAAUAUAUCUGCACUGCAAAUAGUUUUAUAGUUUGAUAUGUUUAAGUAGUCAAUUAUUGGAAUGUAGUUUUUCACAUUUCUGAUAACAAUAACCACAUCUAUAGACUUGACUGCAAAAUUUAAAUAGGAUUUUGUACUUCCUGAUAUACCCAUUAAAAUUAAUUUGCAAAGUGUUAUUUUGUUGUAAGCAAUAAUUAUUCUAUUAUAAUGUACAUACUUUUAUAGAAUUUAUUACUGUUGUGCUAUGAUUGUGUUUAUUUUUGUGAUGUGAAUUUAGAAUCUUUAUCAAGAGACUUCUCAUUUAUUUUUAACAAUUACUGUAAUCAGCCUGAUUCACCAUUGAGCCUUAUCUGCCAAUUAAUUCAUACAUUUUUAUCAAAAACCUAGAGAGCAUGUAUAACUCACAUUCAUUAUCCACAAAAAUAUUUGCAUGCAUGAAAUGUUGCUCUGUGUACAGAGUAGGUAUGUGGAAAUAAAGAGUUUCUAUCAAAA